AACUAGCUGGCUUUGUCUGCAUCCUGCGCUCUGCGCUGGCUGCUGUAAUCCAAAGGUUACAGUGCAGGAUUAGCAUGGGUGUACAAAGCCCUUCCUAAUCUGUGAGUCAUUACCCCCUCACUGCAUUUCACUUCCCAGCAGCUCUGGGCAGGCAGGAUAUGUUGGCUCUUGAGUCUUCAGUUUCCCCAUUCUUCAGUUUGGGGAGGACCGGGUCAGGACGUAACAUCUGCUGGACAUCCUCCCCAGGGCUCUGCUGCUGAGCCACUCCUUGGAUGCUGUACACAGCGCACAUCGCAAGGCGCGUGCCCAGGAGCAAUCACAAUGGCAGCAUGGGUCCCAGCUCGCCAGAGGUGAAACCCGGAGCUGCCCAGUCCCAUGUGAGUGCUGCUGCAUGAGAUCCCGUGCCCUCCCAGCUCCCGCAGCCCCCUGACACCUGAUGAUACAGCGAGCCAUGGGCAGCGUCCGAGUCAACCGAUACAGCAUCGUCUCGACUGAAGAGGAUGGGCACAAGGUUUCUGCACUGGGCAGCAUGAAUGGGCACAGCCGGAAUGGGAAGGGCCAUGCCCCACGAAGGAAGCACCGCAACCGUUUUGUGAAGAAGAACGGCCAGUGCAACGUCUACUUUGCCAACCUGAGCAACAAGUCUCAGCGCUACAUGGCUGACAUCUUCACCACCUGUGUGGACACGCGCUGGCGGUACAUGCUUAUGAUCUUCUCUGCCGCCUUCCUGGUCUCCUGGCUCUUCUUUGGGUUCCUCUUCUGGUGCAUUGCUUUCUUCCAUGGUGACCUCAGUACACCGGCAGUGGGAGGUGGUCCCUCUCUCCUCAAGCCCUGCAUCAUGCAUGUGAACAGCUUCCUAGGGGCUUUUCUUUUCUCAGUGGAGACACAGACAACCAUUGGGUAUGGCUUCCGCUGUGUGACUGAGGAGUGCCCACUGGCUAUCAUGGCAGUUGUGGUCCAGUCCAUCGUGGGCUGUGUUAUUGACUCCUUCAUGAUUGGCACUAUCAUGGCCAAGAUGGCAAGGCCCAAGAAGCGGGCCCAGACCCUCCUCUUCAGUCACCAUGCAGUCAUCUCUGUGCGGGAUGGCAAACUGUGCCUCAUGUGGCGGGUGGGCAACCUGAGGAGGAGCCACAUCGUAGAGGCCCAUGUCCGAGCCCAGCUUAUCAAGCCCUACAUGACGGAGGAAGGGGAAUACCUCCCCCUGGACCAGCGGGACCUAAAUGUGGGCUACGACGUGGGCCUUGAUCGUAUAUUUUUGGUCUCACCCAUUAUUAUCGUUCAUGAGAUUGAUGAGGAGAGCCCACUCUACGGGAUUGGCAAGGAGGAGCUGGAGACAGAGAACUUUGAGAUUGUUGUUAUCCUGGAGGGGAUGGUGGAAGCCACAGCCAUGACCACACAGGCACGAAGCUCUUACCUUGCUAGUGAAAUCCUUUGGGGUCAUCGUUUUGAACCAGUUGUGUUUGAGGAGAAGAACCACUACAAAGUGGAUUAUUCACGCUUUCACAAGACCUACGAGGUAGCUGGCACGCCUUGCUGCUCAGCCCGGGAGCUGCAAGAAAGCAAGAUGACUAUCCUACCUUCUCCUCCACCUCCUAGUGCCUUCUGCUACGAGAAUGAGCUGGCUCUUGUCAGUCAAGAUGAAGAUGAAGAUGAUGAUGAAGUGGGUGUGGUGUUAGGGGGCAACACGAAGGAGGAGGCAGGUGUCAUCCAGAUGAUGGAUUUUGGAAGCCACCUGGACCUGGAGCGGCUCCAGGCAACUCUGCCCCUAGAUGCAAUCUCAUACCGCAGGGAGUCGGCCAUCUAACCCCUCCAGCCUCCCCAUUCCACACCUGUCACCCACCAUCUCCUUCUCUGUUCUGCACCCAUAUGUAGCUGGAUAAGUCCCUUGCCCACCAAAAAAUGCCUCCUGUGACUGCCUCUCAGCCCCUGUGUACAUCAAGGCCUGGAGCUGCUCUGAUAUACUCCCUUCCCCAUGAAGUCAUACUGCCUGGAAAAGGAGUGAGGGUACACCACUCCUCCUGUAUGUGCAGCUUGUGCUAGGACCCCCUUCCCGCCCGGAGACAGGAGAGCAGCACGCCUGGUUUCUCAUCUCUGGAGAGGUGACAGGAGUCCCUGCCCUCAACAGGCAGGCUGGGACCCGCAGCGAGUGUUUCUGCUGCGGAGACAACAGCAGACUUUCUGUCCCCUCUCGACAUGGGUAGGCCCCAUGACUGUCCAGAGUCAUGACCAUCACUAGGAGAGAAGCAAUGCCCAAGACCUGACCAGAUGAGGAUGGAUGGGAGAGAUCAGGACUCCUGGAGGGAGUGGGGAAGGAUCUUAAGGAAGGGGUUUACUUGCAUGUUUAUUUCGUGUUGCACAUGACUCUUUCUUUGUAUAUAAAACAGAAUGAGAACUGAAAUCCAUAUUCUUCCACUGCAAAUGCCAAGCUAGGAGACAAGGACACUCCGCAUAGCCUACUCAGCAUUCUCCUUGGCUUUUGGCAUAUGUCGUCUCCAGAAGCAGCUCAGCUCCACGGACUCAGACCCAGUUCUCCCAGACUUCAUGAAAAAUACACCCUGCUCCUCUCCUGAGAUUCCUGGCAGAGGAGGCAGGGCCCUGUGCUUGCACACUCAGACUGCUCCCUGGCACAGUGUGGCCAGGAUGACAGACAAGUGACCUGACUGGACAGCAGACCCUCAACUUGCUCCUUUCACCUCCUCCAUUCUUCUCCCUGCUGCCAUCAGCUGUAAAACUGAAUUUGUAACUAUUUAUUUUUAAUAAAGUCUAAUAUCCAGGGGGAGGUGUGGAAGCAAAGGAGAGAUCCCAAGGUAUAGAAACCAACGACAGUUACUAGUGCUGGUGUUUGCUGUUUGUAUGGUGUUGGUGCCCAGGAGCUCCACCAAGAGCACCCCCUUGUUCUAGGCCUCUCUGGUAAAGACCUAAAAUAAGAAGCUCACAGAGUUUGCUCAGGGAGAAGAUCAUACAGAAUGUAGGUAGGUAGGUAAUCAUUUGCUCUAAAAUUACCUGGAUCAAACAAUCCCGCUCGGUCUGGAGAUAACAAGAGUUUUGCUCAGGGAAGGGUUAUAAAUACGCUUGAUGAAGAGACAAAGAUGUGUAAGACAUUGCUCUAGAUAUAAGGCUCAAAACCCCCUCCAAAACCAAAAAACCCUAAGCCUCCUUUUUUUCUAGAGGCAAGUAAGAACUAAGGGAAAUGAGGGAGGACAUCAACCAGAGCUAAACCCGUAACAUCACUUGGCUGUCAUUUCACAGAAGACACAAAAACCUGAUGAGCCUUUUCCUUUAGGAGCAGCAGAAUUACUCCUUGAAAACUGUAGAUGGUACAAGGACAGGAAGACAAACAGGUAGCUCAGGAAGCUGCUCAGGGCAUCCAACAGUUGUGCUGUGGAGGGAAUGGCUGAAGAAAUGAUGUCCCACCCAACCCCUGAUCUACAAAGCAGAAAAACAGCAUCUCAGUAUCAAUUUGGAAUUGGUUCAAGAAGCAAGAGGAAGCGGAGAAGAAGCAGAAGGGGAAGGAAGGAAAUAGCAGGAGUGAGAGGAAGAAGCAGGCACAGCAGGCGGGCGGAGGAGGAGGAAGCGAAAAAGAAGAGAAAAUGAGGUAAUAAGGGAGUGCAUUUGCGAAAAAGUGGGGAUAGACUAACAAGACUGGUCUAGACCCAGACACGGCCAUUUCUUGUCACAGCACAUAGGUUCUGUGGGGGGACAGCUGCCCUGCACAGGUUUGCUCUGUGCCCAAGCAGUGAUCUGACACCUUUGGGAAGCCUUGUCAAGAGGGGAAGAGGAGCUGAUGAGAGGAUGAGAGAAGAGCAAACAGGUGACAACUGAGGAGCAGAGCAUCAGGGGAGGGUGGGGGGAGAAAGGAAAGGCAUCACUCCUGACACCUCCCUCUCCUCCCCUCAGGUACAGACUGGGGACAGGAGCUCAUGAGUCCUGGUGUCUCCUGGCUUUUCCCAUGUAUGACUUGAUACACAGCCUCAUUUUUCCACGUGUGUCCCCGUCCCACCUCUCCUCCCCACUGCUAAUUAAUGAAGUCCCUCCCUCCUUUUGUUAUUUAUUUAUUUUCCCCCAGAGGGAAUAAGCAGGGGCUGGUAUUGACCUGGCUUUUAAUACAGCUUUCAGAGCCGGGUGCCUGCCACUGGCCAUGGCAGUGGAAACAAACUAAUGGACCGAGAGAGGACUCUGUGUGCGAGGACACGGGCAUCCAGGACACAGGCUGGGGUGGUGGCCUCCAGGACAGGGGGGAACCCGCGUGGCUGGGUACGCUCCCACUGAAGUACAGCAUCCCUCAGAGGUGGAUGGCAGUGCUUGGUGGGGGUGAAGUGCCCACAGCCUGUUAGCUCUUGGAAGGCUCACCUCCAAGGAGAGAGUGCCCAGCAAAGCCAGGCAAGUAUGGGGCAGCUGAAAUACACUAGGGCCAUGGGCGAGCACAGCUGGGGUGUUGAGGUGGCACACAGGCCAGCACUGCCACCCCUUGCUUCAGCUGGUGGGGCCCUGGGGGGGAAAACUGGAAAAAGGUUGCAAUGAGGUUAAGGGAAGAAGCAUCACGCGGCCAUGCUGGUAUCCCAGCCCACUCCAUAUGUUUCAGCCUGCUGGCCCUUUUCACGUCAUGUUUGGCAACAUGGUGGAGAAGACACCAAGGCACUGAGGAAAACCCAGCUAAACCCCUGCUGUUCCCAAUAAAACUGGGAGAAAGCUGGCAACACUGUCACAUCAUUAGAGAGGGGAGAGAGCUGAGGAGGACCCAAGUGAGGAGAGGCUGAGGAGACAGGGCAGAGGGAAGGAGAGGAACAGCCAGAGUGUGGGAGAACAGAGGUGAGGGGUAAACCUCUGUCCAUCAGCUGCUCCUCCUGCAUCUGUGCUUAUGUUACCAAAAUGGCAUGUUCCUUGGGUACACACAGCCCAUCUGACUGCCCGGUGCAGUCACUCCUCCUAAUAAAAAGUGCUCUCCUGCCUCUGCAAGCUGCACGCAUGCCCACAGGCUUUGCGGAUACACAGCAGUACACACAUCCUUCUGCAAGGUACUUCUGUAUGCUCAAAUUACAGGGUAUUCAUGCCCAAGUACCCACUGCAUGUACCUACAUGCAUAUGCCACACAUGGGGGCAUAACCCAUCCUACACCACAACUUCAUCCCAUAAACACCCAAUGACAUGCGCACAAAUGCCAUGUGACGGCAGCAUCUAUCUCAGUAAGUGCCUCUGGUUGUAUGCCGGGGACUCCUUUAUGCAGCCUGUGAAAGACCACCAGGAGAAUCCACCUUGGAAGGCUGUUUGCUAUAAAGAAGACUGGACAUUUUUAAGCAAUCUGCAGAUCAGCUCUCCAAGCCAUUCACAACUGUAACCACAACUGCUAUUUUGGCUUUUGCAUACAAUAUGUGGAACAUCACCUUUCAGGUCGGUGACACCGUCUAGGCCUGUGCUCUCCAAGAAGACACCUCUAUUGCACACCAGGGCACGACGGCCCUGGGCUCGUCCUUCCUCCAGGGUCUGAUGGAGGGGCUGUUUUCCCAAGACCUCCCCCUAAUCUCAAGGGGCUGGCAGCUUGCUUUUCAGGAGGAAGACACUGCUUCUGCUUCUUUAUCUGCCCACAACCUAUAUUUCUUUCCUGUCCUACUUCUGAACUUCUUGUUUGGCUCAUUAUUGAAAACUAUUCAAAUACCAGAAAGAUAAUGGGGAGAGGAAGGACUUUUUCCCUAUGAAUAAGAUCCAGGCAAUGGUUCAGAUCCUCCACCCCAUGACAACUACGCUGCUGUCAGUCUUGCCAGCUUUCAAAUGAAUAUUGUUGUUGUUUUAAAUGACACUUGAGAAACUUGUUUCAUAUUUUAUUUUUGGUGACACUUUUGGACAACCCUUUUGAAAAGAAACUGUCAUUGGCACCUUUCAACUCACCCAAAACUUGCUCAGCAGAACAUUUUGAUACACACUGCAACUAAAAAUAAUUUCAAGAAACACAACAAUAAUUUCAAACAGGGAGAAAAUGGGUUUGGAUUUCCAUGAUCAGGAAAUGGUGUUGAAAAUAAA
Messenger RNA from Falco peregrinus (peregrine falcon), 6015 nucleotides. RefSeq names its product potassium inwardly rectifying channel subfamily J member 4 (gene KCNJ4). The coding region runs from base 437 to 1804 and encodes 455 amino acids. NCBI's taxonomy places the organism in Eukaryota, Metazoa, Chordata, Aves, Falconiformes, Falconidae. Gene Ontology annotation, molecular function: inward rectifier potassium channel activity. The record is from RefSeq and is a predicted model, not a curated record. The transcript is spliced from 3 exons. Gene Ontology annotation, biological process: regulation of monoatomic ion transmembrane transport; potassium ion import across plasma membrane. Gene Ontology annotation, cellular component: plasma membrane.